This is a messenger RNA of Malassezia restricta, 303 nucleotides long. RefSeq names its product golgi vesicular membrane trafficking protein. The record is from RefSeq and is a predicted model, not a curated record. Gene Ontology annotation, biological process: intra-Golgi vesicle-mediated transport. The coding region runs from base 1 to 303 and encodes 100 amino acids. Lineage: Eukaryota; Fungi; Basidiomycota; Malasseziomycetes; Malasseziales; Malasseziaceae. The transcript is spliced from 3 exons.
AUGUCGUCGUCCUACUCGAAUCAACACACGCACGAGCAACAGAAUGACGACUCGCUGAAUCGAUUGUUCAAUAAGGUGCAUUCGUUGCGCGAAAUCACGCUCCAUAUCCAUAACGACGCGGAGCAGCAACACAGUUUAUUGCAAGACACGUCGAGUGCUUUUGACCAGGUGCGACUCCAAGUGUCGUCGUCCGCGCGCCAAUUUGCUGACAAGAUUGCGCAGUAUACCGGCUCUCACCGGAUCACUGCAGCGAUUGUCGGUGGCUUUGUAGGAUUGUGGGCCUUGUGGUUCUUUUUCCUCUAG